AUGAUAAUACAAGUAGCGAUUCUAACGAGUGAAUUCGGCAAAUCUCAGAAGAAGCAGAAAAUCAUUACAUUACACCAAAACAUCGACGGCGACGAGGUCAAUAGUAUGUCACCGCAAGACAGUGUGAAGAUAUAUGUCAAUGAAACUAGUGAUGAUGAAGAUGAUGAUGACAAACCAGUUCAGAAUAAUCAGAGACAGCUGAUAGUUAACACUCGCUUAAGAGCAAUGACAGAGGAAUAUUCCACGAUAUAUUUCCAAAAGAGUCACAUUUUGACGAAGUUAGGUCGUACCCCUUUGCUCAGGAAAACGGGAGAUGAACCAAUUUUCACCGUGUCUCGAAGAGGAGCGAAAUGCUUAUGGUUGCAAGGAUACAUGUUCCGUCGACAUUUGGACUCAGGAAUUAAGACCCGCUGGUAUUGCGCCACAGAUUACAAGUCUGGGUGUAAAGCAGUAUUAUUCACUGUUAACGAUACACUCGUUAAAGUUCAUAAUAUACAUAAUCAUAACCCCAAGUUGGUGUCAAAUUGA
Messenger RNA from Spodoptera littoralis (African cotton leafworm), 528 nucleotides. The record is from the annotation of a GenBank genome assembly. Lineage: Eukaryota; Metazoa; Arthropoda; Insecta; Lepidoptera; Noctuidae.